This is a messenger RNA of Carassius auratus (goldfish), 3075 nucleotides long. RefSeq lists its product as uncharacterized. Gene Ontology annotation, molecular function: protein binding. Bases 645 to 2132 code for a protein of 495 amino acids. The transcript is spliced from 9 exons. Lineage: Eukaryota; Metazoa; Chordata; Actinopteri; Cypriniformes; Cyprinidae. The record is from RefSeq and is a predicted model, not a curated record.
AAAGUGUUUAAAAGAAUCAUGAAUUAAGCUGGCACGUUUAAAUGUUUGUUUACAGAUUUAUUAGUUCUUACUUUGAUUUUCAACUAUAGCCCUAUAGCCCUAGCUAAGAUCUGCUUCUGCUGCUCAUACUGUGAUCAGCCGCCCUUCCCCCACAGCACUCUCUGAUCGCGCGCGCGCCCUUCCCCCACAGCACUGUCUCUGACUGUCUCGCUGCAGAUGAGAUGAAUGAAUGAACUAACAAAAGUCUUGUGAGCUCUAGUUUACAGCAGACCUGCACGUUUUGAAUAUUCUUAUUUGUAAUUCUCUUAAAAACUUUAUGAUGUGGUGUUAUUUUAUAAAAAUAAGUGCACACCGGGUACUUUUUGCUCUUUUAAACCAGUGCUUGUACGGACAUGCGCACUGGUUCCUAGUUUGAGGUGGGUGCUCGGUUAAAAAGUGAUCAUGUGCUCUGUCCACUAGAAAGACUAACUUCAUCACAUUUUUUUUUUAAGUUUGAAGAAACAGUACUGUGGUCAAAACAAAUAUCAUUGCCACCAGAUAAUUUUCUAUUAGGCCAAAUAAAUGUAGUCACAAUUUCAACGUGAAAUCCAAAUACGUAACUACGUCAUUUACGCAAGUCAGCGACGGUGGUGUUUUCCCGGGAAAUGCAGACACGUGACGAUGGAACGCGCGAAACAGACGACAAACAACCCACCAGGAGGAAAGUCAUUUCAAGAAAGAAAGUCGCCAUGCUGGGAAAUAAAAGACGUAGGAAACCUCUGCAGGACGCUGAGCAUCAUCACAUUACCUGUAAAACUGACAAGCCUGGGCUUCGAGAGCAGUUCAUCAGCAAAUAUAAAGGGCGUGGAGUUUUCACCACUGGAGCUUUUUUCAGAGGUGAUUUUGUUCUUGAAUACAGAGGUGAACUUCUGAGUUCACAGGAGAGUCUGGACCGAACUGGACACUACACUGAAGCUGAGAACAUGUUCCUGUUUGAUUUUCAGUGGCAUGGCAAAAAUUGGUGCAUGGAUGCAUCUAAAGAAGACUCGUCUUUGGGAAGACUUGCAAACGAUGAGACCAGAAAUCCUACUUGCAAAAUGAGAACUGUUGAAGUGAGCAGAAAACCUCACCUGUGUCUGUUUGCUGUACGAGACAUUCUACCAGGAGAGGAAAUCACUUACAAUUAUGGAGACUCAGAUUGGCCAUGGCGAGUCAAGCCUUUGAAUAAAGCAUCAGCAGAAUCCACUGAUAAAAAGCCAGCCAGCAGUUUGCGCCUGCAUAAAUCCCCCCAUUGUGCAGCUUCUGUUUCCUCUCCUGAACUGGACAAGGUAAACAGCAAUGGUCCUCAUAAGCAGUCAGGCAAAGCAAGAACAUCAAGGAAUAAAACGGCGGCCAGUCUCUUUUUUUCUGUAGCCACUCCAAAGUCCAAGUCACCCACGUCACCUUCAACCUCGCCUGUGCAGCCCUCAUCAUCCUCGCCUGCCUACAGAGGAGGAGAGCGCAUCAACAAAGCUGCUUGCGAAUGUGGCAUAAAGAACCCUGAAGCACUGUCAUCAACUAGGCUCAGGAAACACAUAGCAACCAUGUCUAAAAUUCUUAACCUUAAUGAGAAUGAAGCAGACCAACUGGCUGAUUUCCUUGGUCACGAUAUCCGAAUCCACAGACAGUUUUAUCGGUUACCAGAGGGAACACUGCAGCUGGCAAAAAUGAGUAAAGUCCUAAUGGCCAUGGAGAAAGGAACACUGUCUGACUACAAAGGAAAGAAACUUGAUGACAUUGAAAUCGACCCAAAUGAGCAACUUGAGGCCCAAGGUGAUUCCAUGUCAAGUGAUGAGGAGGAUUCCAGUGACCUAUCUCAGACACCAGCACCAGCACCAGUACAGACUGAUCAACCUGUUCAAUCUGAACAAGCUGUUUCACAGGAGGAUCAAGGUUCUUCAAAUGCUCCAAAAAAGAAAUGGGAGGACAGUGAGGUAAAAGCAGUAGAGAGACACAUGAUGAGUUUCAUCAAGACAUGCAAAGUUCCUGGUAAGCAAGACUGUGAAAGAUGCAUUCACGCAGAGCCAGAAGCUUUGAAGCAGCGAACAUGGACUGGUGUGAAAAAUUAUGUGCGGAACAGGAUCACGACUCUUAAAAGAAAGGGUGGUUUGUAGGGAGGGACAAACACUUCAACACUUUGCACAUUAUGCUCUUUUUGUAGGAAAUGGAGCUAAAUUAAAAGAAAUGAGGAUAAAGGUGUAGAAAUAUUUUGUGGAUGGAAUGAAACAGAAUAUAAAGUGAAACGUUAGAGUAUAAGAAGGCUAAUGAAGAAGUAGAGGAUAGUAAGAGUCAAUUUUCUUUGUUCAGUUACAAUAUAGUUGGAUGAAAUGUCAUGUUAAACUUUUUGAUAUUUCUGUCAUAGAGGGAGGGGAGAAUGUAAAGAUGAUAAAAAAGGGAAGAGUGAAUAGCUGUGCUGGACAUGGGCUAUGGCUGGAUGUAACUGAUUGGUGAGAGUUGCUGUGUGCAGACUAGAGAAGCUGAAAACUGAGAUGUGAUGUCAGACACUUUCUGCUUCCCGUAGUGAUGCAGAGCCAGAAGCUUUGAAGCAGGGAACAUGGACUGGUGUGAAAAAUUAUGUGCGGAACAGGAUCACGACUCCUAAAAGAAAGGGUGGUUUGUAGGGAGGCACAAACACUUCAACACUUUGCACAUUAUGCUCUUUUAGUAAGAAAUGGAGCUAAAUUAAAAGAAAUUAAGAUAAAGGUGUAGACAUUAAAAUUAAGAGACGCUCGCGCUGUUUGCAUACUUUACCACAGCUGAAGUAGAAAAAAUGCAUUAUUUUCCAAAUACACAGAUAUUUCGGAGACAUUUUCAUUCAAUACAUGCACUGCUUGAUACAGUGUCUGUUUGUACAAGAAUAAAGUUCAACAUAAGCCUAAAUACAAACGUAAAGCGGGAAGAGAGAAUGUAAAGGGGGACGUUAAAGGACGUAAAGUAGAAGAGCAUGUAAAGGGGACGUAAAGAGGGAGGAGAGAAUGUAAAGGGGACGUAAAGAGGGAGGAGAGAAUGUAACUGGGACGUAAAGAGGGAGGAGAGAAUGUAAAGGGGACGUAAAGA